Messenger RNA from Octodon degus (degu), 2580 nucleotides. It is a transcript of the gene Klf15, whose product is annotated as Kruppel like factor 15. The record is from RefSeq and is a predicted model, not a curated record. The transcript has 3 exons. Lineage: Eukaryota; Metazoa; Chordata; Mammalia; Rodentia; Octodontidae. Gene Ontology annotation, molecular function: RNA polymerase II cis-regulatory region sequence-specific DNA binding; DNA-binding transcription factor activity, RNA polymerase II-specific. Gene Ontology annotation, biological process: regulation of transcription by RNA polymerase II. The coding region runs from base 302 to 1549 and encodes 415 amino acids.
GUAAACACCCAGCCUGCCAUGGUCACUGGGUGGGGACAAAGGUCUAGAGGUGGCCUCAUCAUAGCUAACACUGUUGACUCUUUGGACACCAGACCUAGCAUGGCCUUUGGCUUCAAAGGACACAGUGUUCUCCUCUCUUCUCUAUCAACAUCCUCUGAGCCCCUGCUGGGUACCAGGUGUCAUACCAGGCACUGGGGACACAGCACAGACAGUGAGUCCACAGCAGAGUGCACUGGCUAGAGGGGAGACGGGCAUUAGCUGAGCCUUCCUGAGGCGCCACCACCAGUACGGCCGGGCCAGCAUGGUGGACCACUUGCUUCCAGUAGACGAGAACUUCUCGUCAUCAAAGUGCUCUGUUGGUUUUCUGGGUGACAGGCUGGCCGGCCGGCAGGUGUACCACAUGCUGCCGUCACCCCUCUCUGAGGAUGACAGCGAUGCCUCCAGCCCUUGCUCCUGUGCCAGCCCAGACUCUCAAACUCUCUGCUCCUGCUACAGUGGAGGCCUGCGCACCAAAGGCCAGGAUAGCAUCUUGGAUUUCCUGCUGUCCCAGGCCACGCUAGGCGGUGGCGGUGGCGGCAAUGGGGGCAUUGGGGACAGCAGUGGUCCCAUGACCUGGGGGACCUGGUGGAGGGCGCCAGGGUCUGUGAAGGGGGAGCAUUGCUGCUUCCCCGAAUUUCCUUUGGGUGACACUGAUGACGUCCCCAGGCCAUUUCAGCCAACGUUGGAGGAGAUUGAAGAGUUCUUGGAAGAGAACAUGGAGCCAGAAGUAAAGGAGGUGCCAGAGAACAACAGUAAGGACCUAGAGGCCCGUGGUCAGCUCUCUGCACCACACCGGAACCACCUCCAUUCUGGCUCUGGAGGGAGAGAAUGCUGUACCCCUCCACCAGGUGGCACCAGUGUGGGCGGCACCCAGGGCCCAGGAGAGGGGUCUGCACCUGAAGGGCCCAUUCCAGUGCUGCUGCAGAUCCAGCCUGUGCCUGUAAAGCACGAAUCGGGCACUGGGCCUGCCUCCCCUGGGCAGGCCCCAGAGAACGUCAAGGUUGCCCAGCUCCUGGUCAAUAUCCAAGGGCAGACCUUUGCACUUGUGCCGCAGGUGGUGCCCUCCUCCAACUUGAACCUACCCUCAAAGUUCGUGCGCAUUGCCCCUGUGCCCAUCGCUGCCAAGCCCAUUGGAUCUGGACCCUUGGGGUCUGGCCCUGGUGGCCUCCUGGUGGGCCAGAAGUUCCCUAAGAACCCAGCAGCAGAACUCAUCAAAAUGCACAAAUGUACUUUUCCUGGCUGCAGUAAGAUGUACACCAAAAGUAGCCACCUCAAGGCCCACCUGCGCCGGCACACGGGUGAGAAGCCCUUCGCCUGCACUUGGCCAGGCUGCGGCUGGAGGUUCUCACGCUCCGAUGAGCUGUCACGGCACCGGCGCUCGCACUCCGGCGUGAAGCCAUACCAGUGUCCUGUGUGCGAGAAGAAGUUCGCACGGAGCGACCACCUCUCCAAGCACAUCAAAGUGCACCGCUUCCCGCGGAGCAGCCGGUCGGUGCGUGGUGUGAACUAAGGGCACCGCCAGUCCCAACCCUGCCUCCUAUCCCCAGACUCAUUUUUUUAAAACAAUAAUUUAUUUGCCUCCUUCAGAGGGAGGGAUGUGACAAUGUUACCAGCCUACCUUCUGAAACCUAGAAGUUGAGACCCCAGAGCCAUCACCCACUGCCUUUUCUGGGAGGACUUAGAGCCACACUCCUGCGUCCCUGGGGGCUGGGUCACCAGCACCUGGGGCCGGAGGCAGGCCUUGGUGCCUUUGUGCUUUUGUGCCUUCCUGCAGCAGCCGCGCCUGUGCCACAGCCACCAGCUUGAAGCAGGGUCCUGGGGGCCUGGCCCUUUUCCCACUGGGCGCUUUACCUGGGCCAAAGCCAACAUUUUAUGUCUGGGGAAGAAGAAAUGUGCAGUUUAGAAAUUUCAGUUCCCAGGGGAGCCAAGCUGGGAAGAAGGAAAUAGGCCAAAGUCCAGGACUGCACUAUGGUGUGAAGGCAGCUGGCAUUUAAGAUGCACCUCUAAGGCUGAAUGGAGGGUGUGGCAGGGCUCUUGCCCUGGCCUCUGGGCGUAUGUGGGAAAGAGUGCCCCCUGCCUCCUGGGCCCACAGCGCAUGUGCUUGAGUUCAGUGUGCAAGACAGACAGAACCAUAAGCAUCUGUCCCCAGCUUGGCUCAUUCCUGUCUCGUGUUUGCCAGAUAAAUGCUGACACCAGCCUCUAGGGUCACCUUCCAGAGGAGAGGGAAGCAGGCUGCUCUAGCUGUGAAAGACCUAGGUAGAGUCUCCCAGCCCUGAUUUAGAAAUGCAUUCCUUGUUUUGUCUAGAAAUUAAUAUCAAACAAACUAGCUUGUUUUGACAGGUUUAUUUCACAUCCUAUGAAUGUAUGUAAAUAAGCUGUACAUAGGUACAUCAACAUAAAAUCUUUUAAUAACAUUGACAUGUGUGUAAAUUUGAAAUUAAAUCUAUAAAGCUGGUGUACAUAUGUUACAAUUAUGUAUAUUUUCUUUGGUCCUUCAUAAAAAUAUAUUUACUUUGCCAAUAAAAAGAAAAAAGUCAGCUG